Sceloporus undulatus (fence lizard) is the source of this 7281-nucleotide messenger RNA. RefSeq names its product zinc finger and BTB domain containing 4 (gene ZBTB4). Gene Ontology annotation, molecular function: protein binding. The record is from RefSeq and is a predicted model, not a curated record. NCBI's taxonomy places the organism in Eukaryota, Metazoa, Chordata, Lepidosauria, Squamata, Phrynosomatidae. Gene Ontology annotation, biological process: regulation of cytokine production; regulation of immune system process; negative regulation of transcription by RNA polymerase II. Bases 3078 to 6845 code for a protein of 1255 amino acids. The transcript is spliced from 3 exons.
GGAUGUCAUCUUGAGAAUGGAGCAAGCUUGUUUUGUGCUGCUCCAGAAAAUAGGACACAAUGAAGCAAUAGAUACAAACUACAGGAAAAGAGAUUCCACUUCAACUUUAGGAAUAACUUCUUUACAGUUCAGCUCUGGAGUGGACUGCCAUGGAGGGCAGUGACGCGCCAUCUUUCGAGGCUUUUCAGCAGAGGUUGGAUGGGCAUCUUUCUGGCUUGCUUUAUAGUUGUGUUGCACGGCAAACAGGGUUGCACAAGAAGGCCCAACUCUUAGGAUUUUGUGUGUCCAGGAGCACCCUUUUCCAACCCUCCUGCUUGAAAGAAUGAUCUCAUGCUCCAGAUUUUGCACACCUGGAGAUGCUUAUACAAAGCCCAGAGUUCUGUGUUGGGUUGCAAUGUGCGAUUGGCUGUGAAGGUGUGUUUAUGAACAAACUGUGCCUUCUGCCUGGGUUUUACAAAAGGAGUGCCCAUGCACCGAGCGAGCGUGGUGAGUGUGUUUAUUUCAGUGUGCUUUUUUUAGUCGCCGGAGAAGGCAGCGGGAAAGGGGGAUGGGGUGAAGGUAGUGGUGUGUCAUCAUAGGCAACUUGUCCAAUCCUCCUUCAGAUCUCUUCCGUGCCUUUGAUUCCUGCCAUAGUUAUUGGCCCCGGAUGCAUUGAGUCCCAGAAUGGGCAUGCCUCCUUUUUAAAGCAACAGUGGUCUAAUAAAAUCCUGUUAGUCUCUAAUACAGGGGGAUUCCAAAAGAAGGGUGCAAACCCAAAUAAGAUCAGCUUUACUCUGGAACCAUUUGAACCAGACGGUACUGGUACUAGCCUUUCCUUCCCUUUCCUAGGCUCCAAGUUCAAGAUCUUGUGCCUCUUCAGCAACAACGGGUGUCAAAUAUGGUUGCUGUGGCAUGCCCUCCUAUUAAGUGAUUUCCUUUGCUGUUUAGUCAUUAGGGUUUGUUUAAAAAAAAAAAAGAGGAGGAAAAGAGGUCAAGUAUUUUGAUGUUUCUACAGUGACAUUCAGUGUCUGGUUUCCUUUUUUUGUGUGUUUUCUGUUUUGGUUAAUUAUUUGUGAGCACUUGGCUACUUCCUUUGGCUUCAAAGCAAUUUUCUUGUGUGGCUUAAAAGGGGAAAAAAGAAUAAUUCAUUGGGGUUAUUUAUUAGCUUCACGAUGACAUCACCUGACUCUUUUUUGCAAGCGCUCAGAAGUUGAGUCAACCCAUUCCUAACCCAUGUCCCCCCCCCCCAGUGCCAUCUAGUUGCAACUGAGUCAUCCUCCUGACGUGUCGCAUCUGUUGUCGUUCUCUUGUGCACCCAAAGGAGUCUCAAUGUGCGCUUUUUAAAUCCAGAUUGAGGUACCACAACACGCCAAAACUGCAGACCCUCCAACAUUUCACAGGUGAAAAGUGGGACACGUGUAGCCAAGGAGCAUCAGAGUGCGGUCAGGAUGGCAAAUGCUAUUAAUGAGGAAGAACACACAAGCUUGGGGAGGCUGCAGCAGUUUAUGUUUGCCUGAACCUACUGGGAAGGGCAUAAGUCUCCCCCAUGCUCUCCCAUCCCAUCCCAUUAAGUGGACUGAGUGCAGACUACUUCAGUUUGUUUGAAUUCAGUUUGCCGUUGUGUACCUUCUAGUCAUUUUCAUGAUGCUAAGGCAAAUCUAUCAUGGGGUUUUCUUGGUAAGAUUUCCUCAGAGGAGAUUUGCCAUUGCAUAUUUAGUCUUCAGCAAAUGAAAUAAGCCGAGGACAAAUGGGAAGAGUGGGGGGGGGAGGGAGAAACUGGGACAUUUUAAAAACAACUGAAAAAGUGGAAAGGCAGAGGAUUAAUUGGGACCAUCCCUGCAAAACUGGGAUAUUUGGAGGGUGUGAAACUACCCCAGAUGCCACCAUGGAGGCACACAUCUCCUCAUGGCUCUGAAUUUUUCACUCCUAUUCAGGAACGUAUCAAGUUCUAUCCAAGACGUCAGCCCCUUUCCUUUCAGAGCUUGGAAAAGUAACUUUUCAGCACAACAAAUUUUUUAAGAGUCCUUGUCCAAAGAAAGAGUAACUUUCCCAAGCUCUGGUUGCUGUCAGCUGCAUGUAAAUAAGCUGCCAACAGCUUAUUUUUAUGGUCUGGUUAUAUCCGGAUCUACUGAUGUACUUAACACAAUUGCAUUCUGAUUUCCGGUGAGAAACACAGAAGCGAAUUCUGUCGGAUUUGGCCUGACACGCUUCAUUACAUUUCUCCGCUUGGGCCUGAAAGACCCCCCUCCUUCAAAACACUGGCCUGCAUGUGACAACUUAUUUUAUUUCUUGUCGGCAUUGUUCAUCCCAGAAUGGUGUCAUGAGUACCGCAAAGGAGAACAUAGAGACCGCAUUUUGUCAUGCUGGCGACGGUUCUGCAUUGAGACUGUUCCUGUCUGCCUGACCCACAUCCCUAAACUGCAUUCGACAAUUCCUUCGCUACAGUCGUAUGGUUCUCGUCUUCCUCGUUGCUAUUUUCCUGUUGCGAGUGGGUAUUUAUCACAAGCCGGUCCCUGAGACUGCUGUGCAAAACAAAUCUCCAAGCGUGACAGAUCAAGUCCCCGUCUUGAGUUACCCCAAGCGGUAAUAGGGACACUCGUGCGAAAGCAGCUCUGGUUUCUGAUUUGCACAUGGACAACCCAUCUCGGCCACAAUGAUCCUUGUGACCUGAUCCAUUAUGCGGGAGACUUCUGCUGCCGGAUGGAAGAGGCAGUGACUCUUGGAGGCUGCGGCCUCUUUUUUAGUUGGCAGCUAAAAAGCCUCCCCCCUUUUCGCCUUCUGCCUUGCUGCAUUUUUCGAGUGCUAAGCUCUGGGAGGUGGAUGCUGCUAACGCAACACAGGCGGCUCUGCUGAGAUCACAGGCUCUCCGGAAAUGGAAGGGGAUCAGGUUUGCUGUGCACUCCAAGCCCAGAAGAGGCUCAACGCUCUCGGUGGUUUGGGGGAGAUGGUCGAAACAUGGUGGGGGCUGUAGUCCCUGUUAAGUCUUCUAGGGAAAGCAGGAGGUUCCUGCUCCGGCAAAUUUGGAGGCAGCGACUUGAAGAAGAGCAGCGCAGAUCCCCGGUAGAUGUGGUCAGCGUGUCCCGGUCAGAAACAACACAAUGGCUCCAGUUGUGGAGGUCACAGACAUCAGCCACUCCAGCUCCCUUCUGGUCCAGUUGAAUGAACAGCGCCUGCGCGGCCAGUUUUGUGACAUCACUAUCAUUGCUGAAGACACCAAGUUCAAAGCCCAUAAGAACAUCCUUGCAGCCUCCAGCCCGUACUUUAAGGAAGUGCUUUCCGAGGACUCGGUGUGCCGCCAGCCAGGCCAGAUCCUGGAGCUUCCUGACAUCCAGGCUGAAGUAUUCUCUGACAUUCUCAACUUCAUCUACAACUCCCGUCUCUCAGUGCCCAGCCCAGCUGCCGCUAAAGAAAUCGGAGCUGUCGGCCGGCGUCUGGGCAUCUCCCGCUUGGAGAAUCUGGAUGACUCCUCAGCAGAUGCAAAGAUGGAUGACUCCAGCGUGAUCUCCUCCAGGCUGUGCGGAUCACCGAUUGACCUCACCUGCCCUUCCCGUUCAGCUGAGCCUUCCAGCCCACUCUGUUUUCAGGAGCUGGCCAAAGCAUCCAGUCCAGCAGAAGACGCCCACCCUGACAGUGAAAGAGAGACGGCAAAGAUCCUGUACAACCUCAGCUCAGUCACCUCGGUGCCACUGCCACCCCCACCUGACCUGGCUUUUGUUCUGAAGGGGAGUGCAGGUUGGGACCAGGACGCUCUUCCUGGCAAUCCCUCUGCUUCCAUCACCAACAACGAUGAGGCCCAGGCACCUGUCUCUGCUUGCUCUUCUCCGUCAGGAGCUUCCUAUCCUGCCAGUAGCACUUUCUGCUGUGGAACCUGCAGUCGUUCUUUCACCACGUCUUCUGCCCUCAGUCUCCACAUGAAGCUCCACCGGACACGGCGUUCAUUGUCCUGCCGCCACUGUGGAAAGGGCUUUAUUCACAUCAAACGGCUGCAGACUCAUGAAGUGUUAUGCAAAGAAGUCGAAAAGCCCAAGGAAAACACUUUAGAGGGCAGCGAGAUGCCACCGGAUCUCGUGCUACCUUCCAAGCCAGUGGGAGCACCCGCAUCAGCCAAGAAGGGUGUGAUGUUCCGCCAUCGAGGCUUGACACGUAUGGACUAUAUCUCUGACCAAGACCACUUUGUCAAAGUGGUGGAUGGCCACAUCAUCUAUUUCUGCACUGUCUGUGAGAGAUCUUACAUGACACUUUCGAGCCUCAAGCGCCACUCCAACGUCCAUUCAUGGCGGCGGAAGUACCCAUGCCGUUACUGUGACAAAGUCUUUGCCCUGGCCGAGUAUCGCACCAAGCACGAGGUCUGGCACACAGGUGAACGGCGCUACCAGUGCAUUUUCUGCUGGGAGACCUUCGUCACCUACUACAACCUGAAGACCCACCAGAAAGCCUUCCAUGGAAUCAAUCCCGGUCUUAUCUCUUCAGAAAAGACUCCAAAUGGCGGCUAUAAGCCUAAGCUCAAUGCUCUGAAACUCUACCGGCUGUUGCCCAUGCGUUCCCAAAAAAGACCCUAUAAGACUUACAGCCAAGGGCUGGUACCAGAUAACCUCUUGCUCCCCACCCAGCCCAUCCCUAUGACAUUAGGGGACAGUGACUCCUUAGAUGGAAACUUGGUCUCCUCGCUGGGUACCAGCGAUGUCCCUUCUGUCUUCACUACCAAUGGCAGCUCAUUAGAGCUUCCAGAGGAAGAACACUUUCAGCAGCAAGAUCCCACAAGUGACCGGGAGAUGCCUGUUCUCCCACCAGUAGAUGAGAAGGCCCAGCCAGACAACCGGCCAGGAGCACCCACAGAGGCUCCCACAGUCAUCGCCUAUGGGCGGCCAGCUUCCUCCGUGAUAGUCCAUAGUACUUCGGUGAAGUCGCAAACCUCCUCAGUAAUCACAUACAACAGCAAAUCUUCAGAUGCAUUGUUAGAUACAGGGCCUCCACUCCUCUUGCCACAGUCCUCGCCUGCCACGGUCGUGGCCAAACCCAUCAAGAAGCAAGUCCUGAAGGAUUAUAUCCAGUCUCAGAAGGCAGAUGAGCGGGCUUCAGAAGAGAAUGGGACUGAACAUGGGCACAGGGUGAGGGGUGUGCGAGCUGGCCGUACCAUGACUUACAUGGCAAAGCCAGCAUAUGUGGGCACCACUUCUGAAAGCCGUGCUGCACCACUCUGCCAGAUUACAGUGCGUAUCGGUGAAGAAGCCAUAGUCAAGCGGCGAAUCUCAGAGACGGACCUCAUGUUGGACAAGAGUGGUCGUGUUGGAAGUAGGCGCUUUGAUUUUGGCCGUGACCGGAAUGAUGAGAAGCAGCAGCCGCAUCCCACACUGACACUUCACAGCAAGCACGGCAACCGGUCAUACACUAAUGAGAGUGGCGAGGAGGACAGUGAUCGGGGAGACACUGAAGACCAGCUGUGGCGACCAUACUACAGCUACAAGCCCAAACGAAAGGCAUGUGGAGGCAGUGGUGGCACCAGUGGCAAUGCCAUGCCAAAGAUGAAGAAGUCCCGAUGGCGUCGCAAGCUGCGUUCUUUGCGUUGGAUGAAACGGACAGAGAAGGCCAAGGAGGCUGGGGAAGAGGAGGAGGAGGAAGAGGAAACCAAAGAUGAUGCCAGUGUGGGGACUAGUGAGCCACUGUCCACUGAGGUGCCUGGAGGCAUAUCUGAGGGUGAAGGAACGGAUCAGCCAUCCAAAGCCGGGAGCAUACGGGGCUCGGAGUGGAAGCAUGAGUGCAGUGUAUGUGGCAAACUCUUCUCUGCUUUGAAGAAACUGAGGAAACACGAGAGGGUGCAUGGACGCCUUGGUAAGGAGGACCAUUCCUUGGCACCCAUGCCAGGCACUCCUCAUCGCGUAGGCCGCAAGCCUUUGGUAAAGUUCACCUGUGCUCACUGCACAAAGGUCUGCAAGACCGCAGCAGCACUCAGUCGGCACAUGAAACGGCACGAAGGCAAGCAGCCCGAGCCAGCUCCAUUGCCAACUCCCACCACUGUCAUCGCCUAUUCCAAGAAGACCCCUGAUGUGCCUCCGGUGACACCAUCGCCUGUUGUGAAGGAAGAGACCACUCAAGAGAUGCAGGUGUCAUCCUCCAGUGGGGAAGCCCCCCUCUGCCGGCAGGAAGUACCAGAAGAUGACCUUCCACCCAUGGACCUGACGCCUUACGAUGUCCGGACUCUUGCACCAAUGCUGCCAGAGGAAAGUUCGCCACCACCAGAUGGGGACAAGUCCCCUUUCCCUGAGGAGCUCCCCAUCCACCCACCAACUCUGGAGGCUGCCACCAGCCUUGUAGAAGUUCCCCCUAGUUUACCACACUCCCUCCAAGACCCUGUCAUCUCACAUACCGGCCUGGUCCAGAAGGAGGUCCUGGUGCCUCCUCCUGAGAUGGAAGAGGAGCAGUACCCGGUCCAGGAAUACCCUUUGCCAUUACUGGUGCCGGGCAGCUGUCGGACGAGGAAGGAUCUGGAGGACAAGGCCUCAUUCCUCGCCUAUCCCAGCGCCAUCCAAUUCAAUGCUGUGGGGAAAGCGGGCAGCAGUGAUGGGGACAGUAAGGUGAGCUUCUACCCGGAUCCCUACCCGUUAAUGUAUGGGCACCAGCUCUUGGCAGCCUACCCAUACAAUUUCACCCUGCCAGUGGCUUUGAACAUGGUCGUCCCAGAUGACAAGGGUCAACCUCUCCCCUUCUUGCCCAGUGUCUUCAGCUAUUCCAUGAACCCAUGCCGGAGUGAGGUACACGAGGGGGGCGCCGGAUCCAACGGGGGCAUGACGAUGGGGGGCAGCAUGCUUCGCGAGAGCAGAGGAGAACCCACCGCUUCAGAGAGGCUGAAGAAAGGAAGCCUUCUUUGAGGGGACAGAGGGAGGUUGGCUCGUGGGGAGAGAAGGAGGGGAGAAGAAAGGCGCCAGAAAUAUUUGUGGGAGAAGGCAAGGGAGGGGAGGGUGUGGGGAUGGUGUAAUUCCUCCCUCCUCCAUUCUGAGAGAGUUGUGUGCGUAUGUGUGUGCAUGCGUGUGGAAGAGAUCUGAAGGGAAGAUGAUUGGGUCGUGUGAGAGAACUGUGCGGGAUAGGUGAGCAUCUGAGCUGACACGGAGAUCCUUCCUCCUUCACAUCAGUGGGGCACCUCAUAGAUAAGAUUGUAAAAAAUAAAUAAAUAAAAUAAAUAAAUAGCAAAAAUAGGUACAGGGUAACCCCUCUUCUCCCCAGCUCCCAAAUCCUCCCCACUCCCAAGUGAAUGUCUUCUUGCUUGGUAGACACCAUUAGUGAAUUUGCACAACCUCUUCUUUCCCC